This is a messenger RNA of Glycine soja, 1104 nucleotides long. RefSeq lists its product as uncharacterized. Bases 1 to 1104 code for a protein of 367 amino acids. The transcript is spliced from 2 exons. The record is from RefSeq and is a predicted model, not a curated record. NCBI's taxonomy places the organism in Eukaryota, Viridiplantae, Streptophyta, Magnoliopsida, Fabales, Fabaceae.
AUGGCUUGCUUUCUCCCAUGCCCAGACCUAGGUACCAAUCUGAUUGUUUCAAAAGAAGAGUUCUUUAGCUUCCACAACAUUGAUCGUCAACUCUUCACCCGUUUGGUGGUAGUACUAGGCCGUGACACCAGCCAAUCUACACAUGUCAUGGCCUUCAUUAUGUGGCUUGAAAAGCAAUGCAAGGAUAUGAAAAUGAUAAAGAACAUGCUCCAAUGGUCUGACACCAUGAUUGAUAGCCUUGCAGAUGAGGUCAUCUUGGUUUUGAAUUGCGUUGAGAGUUCUCAAUUCCCUUAUGAUGAUGUUGUUAACGAUGAAACCUUGCCUUUGAUCAAAAACAUCCUACAAAACAACGUUGCAAAUCUCAAAUACUUUUAUGAUAACCGUGUGACUAUCAUCGGAGCAGUCACCAAGUUACUUAACAAUGUUUGUGUCAGGGCCUUCAUAGAUAUAGUGCAUGAAGUGCAAUAUAUGAAGGCUAUGAAGGAACAAAACUUGCAGAUCGCAAAUAUCUAUGGAACUGAUCCAUAUGCAAAACAAGCAGUAUAUUAUACUCCACUGCCUAGUGUUACUUUUGUCUCCCAACAGGUUGCAAUACCAACACCACAAUGGAGUGAAGGGAACUCAAGUUCUCAGGAGACCAAUAUCAAUCCUCCUUUAGAGACUUGUGAUGUUUCAUACCAAACAGAUUUUAAUCAAAAUUUGAACGAGCUCUUGGCCAUGCUGAAUGAAACUAGUAUUACUACUAGUGCUAGUGAUGGGAAAAAGGAGGUGCUGGUUGAUGAUAGGAUUAUCUUUAUGACAUUCUCUAAAGGGUAUCCUAUUUCGGAGGCUGAAGUAAGAGAGUUCUUCGCAAGAAGGUAUGGGGAUAUCAUUGAAGCAUUUCAUAUGCAAGAUGUGGUUCCACCGCAACAACCAUUGUAUGCUCGCAUAGUGAUUCGCACUGAGGCCAUACAAUUCAUUGAUCAUUUGCUUGAGAGCACAAAUAAAGUGAAGCUCUCCAUCAAUGGGAAGCACGCUUGGGCAAGAAAAUAUGUUCGCAAGGGUAACAAGUCACCAAUGACUUCUCGAGCACCUUCCCCAACUUCAACAAGACCAUCUUAUUGA